CUCCUCCGCUCCUCCUGCCCUAGGGGUCAGGUAGCGACGGUCCCCGACGGCGCCCACACCACCCCUCGCGGGUGCUCUGGGAGCGCCCAGGGCCAGCCACCCCGCCGCAGAUGGUACGCGAAGGCCUAGAGCGGGAUUCCCCGGGGCGCCGCCAUCGCCCCUCCGGGCUACACCCUGCUUAGGAACAAAGGCGGGAGGUGGGACCAGCGGGCGGCCGGACUCCGCGGGGCGGGGCGGGGCGGGCGACGCUGCUCGCUUAAAGCCGGGCUUCGGGCGCGGCGCGCACUCGUCUGACACCAGCUCCGGCGGCCCAGCGACCUUCCUCCGGGCUGCGGACGCCCGCCGCGCGGGACCGCAGGUGCCGCCGCUUUCCCACCAAGCAUGGGGCUGCCUCGCCGGGCCGGGGACGCUGCGGAGCUGCGCAAGACCCUCAAGCCGCUUCUGGAGAAGCGCCGACGUGCGCGCAUCAACCAGAGCCUCAGCCAGCUCAAGGGGCUCAUCCUGCCGCUGCUGGGCAGGGAGAAUUCCCGCUACUCUAAGUUGGAGAAGGCCGACAUCCUGGAAAUGACUGUGCGCUUCCUGCAGGAGCUCCCUGCGUUUUCCUGCCCCGCGGCAGCGCCGGCGCCCUCCGACAGCUACCGCGACGGCUACGGCGCCUGCGUGGCGAGCCUGGCCUGCGUGCUGCCCGCCUGCGGCGUCCUGGAGCCCGCUGUGAGUGUGCGCCUGCUGGAGCACCUGCGACGGAGAGCGGCGGGCGCCACCCCCGACUGCGGGCGCGCAGGGGACUCUGGGGACCCGCCCUCGCCCGUCCGGCCGCCCACACCCCCACCCGCGCCCUCACCGCCCGCGCCUCUCUGCGGCCCGGGCCUCUGGCGGCCGUGGUAGCCCCCUGGCCGGUCCACCGACCCUGCUGACUGCGAGGGACCUGGAGCGCUGGGCAGACUGACGCUCUUGGUGGUGGGGUGGUCCCACCACGAGGGACCAGCCCAGGACCCACAGCCUGGCCGGAUCCCGGAUGUUUGUGACCAGGGUGGCACACUGACUGCUUCAGGGCUCAGCUCCAGGAAAUAAGGGAAGUGGCCCUGCCUCACCCUCAACUUGGGGAUGUCUGGCCAGAGGAGAAGGGGUGAGUACAGGAUGAGAAGCAGCCCCUCCACGCUGGUGGAGAUGGUUAUGGAACUGGGCCAACCAUAGCUGCCUGGGCACUGACACACCUGCCCCAGCGCUGGCACCAGACCAAGGCUUGAACCAGAAGCUCACCUGGGCCAGGUGCAGCCAUCUGCUCCAACUGGCCACUGCCUUCCCAGCCCUGCUUGGGCCUAACUCCUGUCCAGCUUGGCGUGAACCUUUGGGCACACAGCAGCAACGGCCAGAGGGGCUUUGUUCACUCCCAAGGCUCUGCAGAGCACCGGAGCUGGGCAAAGGGACAUGUGGGCUUGGGAGCCAACACCACCACUUGUGCAGGCUCUCCUGCCCAAGGCCUCCAAUUAUAGGGACAGCGUACGUCCCGGGAUCUGCGCUGCUGGGUGUGAGGGCUAGGUGGUUCUGGGAAGGGGUUUCUUUCUCUAAGCAUUAACUUAACACAGGCCAGGUGGUCUUGCAGUGUGAUGAAGGGGUGGAGCAAGAAUGAGGCUGCCCUGUGGCCUCAAGGAUACUUGUGGCUUUGGAGUGUCUGACCCCAGCACGGAGACAGUGCCAAUGUGGAGUGAGCAGGGGCCAUCCCAUGGAACAGCAGGGAUUCAAGGAGUGGCAGCAGGUUAAGGAAAAGGAAACACCUUUCCUCAUUUUCUCUUGCAAACUACUCCCUGCUACUGCUCAGGACUGGUAACCGGAAGCAACUUAUUCUUAAGACUUUUCUUUCUUCUCCUCGGAAGCCCGGAGGGCCUGCGAGGACUCAAGGACGGGCCUGCUGAUCCCAGUAGUGGGUGCCCAAGAGAAGGCAGGAGCACCUGCGGCCCAGGCACACUCGCAUCGUUUCACAGAGGUUUCCUGUGCAUUUGCCAAAAGGAUGGGAAUUCUCCCCCCAGUUCCCAGACCAACCUGUGCUAGGGACCAGGGCUCUAGGGGCAAGAAGACAGAACUGAUGGGGGGAGAGAAUGAUCACUAAAUCAGACUGUGCCCUUGAUGACCUUGGCCCUGGUUGGGUGCCAGGAUAUGGGGGAAGCUCUGGGCAUGAUUGAAAAUUCAAUGUUAAAACAACAGGCUGAGGCCCCCAGCAAGGUUGUGCUGUCUUCCUACCUCUUAGGGCCCAGCUGGCUAGACUGUAAGCUCCUGGAGGGCAGGGCAGGGGCUGGUGUGCCUCUAUGUCCCCAAGGCACUGGGUGCACAGUGGGUGCUCAGUGAACAUGGGGGACUAAUGGGCUAGGGGUGUGUGAUUCCACCACAGGAUACUACACCUUGGACAGUCUGGCUUUUGCCUUAACUCCCACCCCAAAGCCCCUGGGAUCACUUUUCGGUAUUUACUCCUCAAAGACAAAUGUUGAGGAGGGUGUGGAGUGAAGGAAGGAGAGUUUCCUCUUACUUUUGCCUAUUCCUGGGAGCAAGUGCCUGCUGGCACUGCCUUCCUGAGCUGCCGGGGUUAAGUAGAGAGUGGGGUGCAGGAAACUCGCAGCCCAAGCCCACCCGUGACUUCCAGGUUCCUCCUUGGAUCUGGGGCUCCACAUCGGGCAUGCACAGGACACGAUCCUUGACCCCAUACAUAAGAACUCUCAGUAUAGGUGUAAACACUGAGAACCAACAAACGGGGACCCUCGCCUCCUUUUAGCCAUGCCUGCCACUCCUUGCUUCUGAGGCUGCCUCUCAGUCCCCAGUUCUGUGACUUGCGAUGACCUGGCUCCCGUCAAGCUACAAUGCAAGUGGUGGCGGUGGCAGGGGGUGGGGGGAGGCUGUGGCUAGGCCAUUGACUCACAGGGUCAGGCGCUCUGGGGAGCCUGAGUCGGAAGGCCCGCCGGCCUUGGCAGGGAGCCAGGAUGUGCCCAGGUGGGUGAGGUUCUGGGCUCGAGGCCAGAAGCCAGAGUUUCUAGCCAGGGAUAUGUAAGAGCUGCCUAGUUCUCCACUGGUGUUCCAAGCUGGGCUUGUAAAAUAAGGAUGCCAAAAACAUCCUCCUCCACAAGCCACCUGCAGGCACGUCCUCCUGGCAGCUCCUCACAUGUCCCCAGAGUCCUGUCUGGUGGUCAAAGGUGAGCGCAGGGCAGUAGGCUUUCUCUGUGUGGGAGGGAGGCUGCUUCAAUCACAGGAACAUUUUAUGACCCUUAACAAGUCCUACACCUUGCCCAGUGGCCAGUUCCUGGGAUGCCUGUUCUGAGAUGGUUCCAUGACUGAAUCUAACUGCCUGUCUGGUUAGCUGGAGAAAAGGCCCCCAGGUCUCUCUCCUGUAAAACUGGUGGGUGAGGCCGGGCACAGUGGCUCACACCUGUAAUCCUAGCACUCUGGGAAGCUGAAGCAGGACGAUUGCUUGAGCC
Lemur catta (Ring-tailed lemur) is the source of this 3461-nucleotide messenger RNA. RefSeq names its product hes family bHLH transcription factor 2 (gene HES2). Gene Ontology annotation, cellular component: nucleus. The transcript has 4 exons. The record is from RefSeq and is a predicted model, not a curated record. Gene Ontology annotation, biological process: anterior/posterior pattern specification; regulation of transcription by RNA polymerase II; regulation of neurogenesis. NCBI's taxonomy places the organism in Eukaryota, Metazoa, Chordata, Mammalia, Primates, Lemuridae. Gene Ontology annotation, molecular function: DNA-binding transcription factor activity, RNA polymerase II-specific; RNA polymerase II cis-regulatory region sequence-specific DNA binding; protein dimerization activity. Bases 382 to 885 code for a protein of 167 amino acids.